This is a messenger RNA of Schizophyllum commune H4-8, 4091 nucleotides long. RefSeq lists its product as uncharacterized. The record is from RefSeq and is a predicted model, not a curated record. The coding region runs from base 66 to 3869 and encodes 1267 amino acids. The transcript is spliced from 14 exons. NCBI's taxonomy places the organism in Eukaryota, Fungi, Basidiomycota, Agaricomycetes, Agaricales, Schizophyllaceae. Gene Ontology annotation, molecular function: guanyl-nucleotide exchange factor activity.
CCCCUCCCGCCACUCUCAUGAUUUGAAGUCACUAACGCGCUCAUUAUCCUGACAUAUAGACCGAGAUGGCCCUCAGCUCGUCUCCGCGCAAGCUACAAAUUCCGCUCUCCACCGGCGACGAGACGAGAAACGACGGGUCCAGCUCCUUCGGUGUGACGAAGCGUGCAUUCUUCUGCGGGGUAGUCAUUGAGGGUUCGGAGAAUGGGAGAAGACUGCCCGAUGACGUGCAGGACCUUGUGCUAUCCCUCGGCGACCCGCUAGAGUCUGACGGAGCGGACGCGGGAUUCCUGGACCCAUCUCGUUCAUCUCAGAGCAAUCAGGAUCACUACCAGCGAAAGCGCGCUAUGACCGACACAUCCGCCCUCGCCGCCGACAUACGCGAACUCGUCACCACAGAGCGCAACUACGUAGAACGCCUCCGCACCCUGAAGCAUUCGUACGCCGACCCCCUCAGGAGCUUCUCGCGCGACAAGAACACGUCCCUCCUCCCCGCGUACGAGGCGAAAGUCCUGUUCGGCAAUGUGGAUAACCUCAUCCCCGUUAAUGAGGCGUUCCUCACGGAUCUGGAGAAGAUGAUGGCUCCCAACGGCGCGAAGACAGUUGGAGGCGUCGGGGACGUGGCUCUGCGGCACUUCAAGGAGCUUCGGGGCUUUGAACUGUACAAGCAGUACUAUGCGAAGCGCGAGGAGGCGCAGGCCAUCUUUGAGCGCGAAGUGUCAAAGAAGUCCUCGCAGUUCGUACAGUUCAUAGAGAGGAUUAAGUACGAACCCGCUGAUACCUCGCGCAAUCGCGUUGGUCUGAGGGAGCUGCUCAUAGACCCUGUGCAACGCAUCCCCCGCUACACAUUGCUCUUCAGGAACAUGAUCAAGCACAUGGCGCCUGACGACCCCCAGCGCGACAAGCUCAUCGAGGCGGACGAGAUUGCUAGCAAGAUCGCGCAGGCCGAAGCGGACGAGCAGACGAAACGUGCUGCCGUCUUCUACUGCCUCAGCACCAGCAUCGAGGGCUUUCCCGCCGACCUGCACUCCAUCUCGCGUCGAUUUAUAGACUGUAUUGACGUUGAGGACAUCAUCACUGACGGUCUUAUGUCUGCGAGCGCGUCGACCACAAGCCUGGGGACAUCGCUUAACUGCACACUUUUCCUCUUCGACGACAAGAUGGUCAUAGUCAAGCGUCCACACGACAAGUCUGGCAAGGCUCUGUCAGGUCUCGAUGCCGUCGACAAGGUCACCAAAGGCGCCAGCUUACCCACAAAGCGGCGGAGUGGAAUGUCGUGCAAGGGUGUCGUCGACAUCGCCGACGUCGUCGCCACGGAUAUCGGAGGCGCAGACAUCAACAUGUACUUCGAGAAUCCGCCGCGGGAUCAGAGCGAUCGCUGGUCUGGCCGACCUUUCCGUGCGCUCUCCGUCGUGCAUCCUCCGCAUCCCAUCAAUCUCGAUCCUCCGAAGACGCAGGCGGACAAGCAGCGGUUUCUAGAAAACUUAUGGCUUGUGCAGGCGAAGUACAGGGCGAGAGUUGGGCAGUCGGUUGUUCUCUGCUCUGAAGCGAAAGAGGUGGAGGCUCGCGGAGGCCGUUCGGUUGUCGCCAGGACAUUCUACAAUGUCUAUCAGCGGAAAGCUUUCUUGCAGGAACCCAAGAAGACCAAGGCAGUCGUACAUGUCGAUGCUUCAGGGAGCGCCGACAAUAUCCCAUUCGGGGUGGGCGGCCCACCCUUCGUUUGCAUCCGUCUUCAACCCAUGGCGGGCGAACUAUGCCGCAUGCGUAUCACAUCCAGCAGCGAAGACACCGACGGAGAGGAGGACGAGGUUCUACAAGCUAACCGCGUCUCUGCCCGCGUCGUGCAGACGAUCCACCAAUACGGCCUCUUCGACUUCCGUUCCGGCCGCAACUCCAUGCCCAGCACACCCACGGCGAAGUCGAAAGCGUCGCUCUUCAAUUUGGAUGCGCUUUCUAGGAGGCUCCCCGGCGACUUCUUCGUGGGCUCUGUCAACGGGCACAGGCGAGCGAAGUCGUCGACGAGGAGUCGGAAUACUAUCACGUCACACAGCACAGGGCACACCCAGAGCACGAGCACGGGUGACAGUUUCGCGUUCUCGAAUCGGUCCGAAUCAACUGCGGCGACGUCUGUCGAGGACGGAUCCAUGCGCGCGGGCAAGACCUCACGGUCGUCGAGGUCGCGCAAGCUGCGGAAGUCGCCGCUGAAGACAUCGGAGGGCGGCGAGCCGUUGCGGAGCUCUUCGCGGCAGAGUUCGUUGGGUUCGCGCUCGCGAUCAACGUCGAGAGGGCCCGAUACGGAUUAUAGUGAUAUGGAGGAGGAUGACAGGACGCAGGAGCUGGACUCGUCGGAGUGGGACUUGCAGAUGAAGCUCGAGCUUGCGCGCAAGAACAGCCAGACGCAACAUGGGAAGCCGCUCCCUGCGCUCGACCUCGACGCGAAUAUAGAUGACACGAUUCUGGAGGAGGAGCCACCGCAACCUCUUCGACCUUUGUCAAGGGCUUCACGAGAUAACCGCUCGAUUUUGUCGAAGCCAGAGUCUGAGCUAACAGUGACCGAUGCGCCCCUUCUGCGCCCUGACUCACGACUAUCUGACCGACCACGCGGGCCUCGCAGUCCAUCCCCUCGACCACCCUCACGCUCACCCGAGCCUCGCAUGCGUACACCAGAGCCACCACGGAUGCGGACGCCUGAGCCUUCCACGGCGCCCGUGCUACCGUCCUUCGACGAAGAGUUGGCUCGGGAAACGCCAAGGCCGCCGCCACCGGCGUCUCAGCUUCCGCAACUGUCCAGAGGCCUCACCCGCAGCUCUCGCAUACCCUUCUUCCCAACAGCAGCGAGUGAUGCGACACCACGGCCAUUAUCCAUAGUAUCACAACAUACUGGCCCUGUCGAGCCGCUGUCUAUCAAAAAGAAGGCAUCGACGGGCCCGGGAUCGGUGUCGAGUUCGCUGUCGAGCUCGCCGGUACGCCGCUCGCAGGAAUCGCCGACGAGGUCUUCUUCGCGGGAUGACCUGCCGAGAGUGUUGUCGCCAUUGCCCUUCACCAAUGGCUUCAACAAGGGCAAGGCUAGGUCGCGGGAUGGUUCUCCUGAUGCGGACCGUUUACAACGGCUCGCUGAGUCCACUCGAGAAGACAUCGAUUCUGCUCGCAGAGUAGUGAAGCGCAUCAAGCUGGAGGUGGAAGGUCUGCGUACAGCAGGCGAACCUACUACGCCCAUAUCACGGCCAGCCUCGCCCGACAAGACUUUGCGCACACCGCAGCGGACCACUCCGUUGACCAAAGAAGCUCAGCAGCGAAUGGAAGAAAUGCGACAGCUCUUGGGCCAGCGCGAUAACACGCCUCGAAGUCAUUUGCGAAGUGUCGCUUUACGAGCAACGCAGUCCAUGGACGCCGGCGGCCCAGGUCGUGCAACUAUGGAUACCAGCAUCGUUGGUCGGUCGUUAGAAAACAUGGCCAACGAGCUAGAUGAUACGCUGUCGCGAGCAGCAAGGUCCGCCGAUGCGAUGCAGGAAGACAUCGACGAGCUACAGGCAACCCUGCAGGAGAAAUCCGAGGCCCUCGAGAAGAGUCAAGAAGAAGUCAAGAGCGUCAAACGCCAGACGGAGGUCAUCAAAAGUCUUCUCAACGAUAAGACGGCGGAGACGGAGAUCCUCUAUCAAACCUUCAACGAGGAGCUGGAUGGCAUGUACCAGGACGUCCAGUUGCCUGACGAGGAGGCCUGGGCCGCAAUGGCCAAAGACUUGCGAGAAACCAAGAAGGCUCGGAAUAACCUCACGGCCGAAAAUUCUACUCUGAAGCGUCGGCUAGCCGAAAUGGAAAUGCAGCAGGAAGAGUGGGCUACCCUCUUACGUGCGCACGGCCUGAUACCAUGAUACUAUUCAUUCAUCUACGCAUCUAUCUCCAUUACAUAGAAUCGUGUCCCGCGUAUAUAUGCGUUCUAAUUGUGGCUACUACGUUAAGUUAUGCAUCGGCGGUCAUGGCAGCGGAACGCGAGGAUGAGCUCAGGGAACAACGGCUAGUACACUAACAAAAGAGGAGGUAGAAGAACAGCGAAGAAAUGGGUGGGAGGGGGUAUGGUACACACAAAAAGCAAA